CUGUCCACACGAGAGUGGGUUCUGGAACGCACCGCGCGGGAGCUCGCGCUGCCAACACACACUCACACACUCUCACACACUCUCACACACCGGCGGCUCUUUCAAACGAACGGAUUUUAUAUAAUAAUAAUAUUAAUAAUAGUAAUAAAUAGAAUUCCUUCACGUGCUGAGAACAAAACUACACCAGCCUGAGGAGAGUCUGUACUAUUUUACUGAAGCGGAUCUAAACCGCAAAAUCAGAAAUAAUACGUAUUUGAUCCUUUUUUUUUCCCUUUUUUUCUGUGCUGGACAAGACACCGGAACGCGGAUUCGUGCCAUGGCGCGUUUAUAUAUGUAAGAUGCGCCGUUUAGGUCGUCAGGUGCAGACGCUCGCGCUGUCGGAGUUACAGAGAGCGGCUUUUACAACUAAAUCUAAUGGGACGCUUGGGGUUCAGGACAUCAAGAAAUCAAGACAGGACUAACGAAGGUUACGAAGAAAUGCACCUUUCCUGAAGUUUUUUUUUUUUUUUUGAAAAAACAAAAACAAAACAAUAACAAAAAACAAACAAACAAACAAACAAAAAAAAAAAACCGGAUAAGCGGAUUUUACAACGUGGGAACAAUUUCCUUAAUUCAACAGCAUUAUGGCUGCGUUCUAUUUUUCUUGACAAGUGCAUGCAAGCUUCUUGUUCGGAUUGUUUCCUCCUGAAGGUUUAUGGUACAAACACAAACCCUGCAUAUGCAUUUUAGAAGAUUUUUUUGAUCAAAUUCUACAAGCGGUUAUAUACAGUAUAUAUAUAUUUUUUCUUAUUCUUUUUUAUGAGAGAGAUAAAGAACCACUUUCUUCUUUACCUCCUUGGCCUGCUUUAAGUUUUUUUUUUUAGUUUUUCUUUUAAUUGAAACUGUUGGAGAAUCGACCGAAUGGACUGAAACGUAUAAAAAUACUGCUAAAAAAAAGGAAGAAAGGAAAAAGAAGAAAAAAUAAAAAUCUAAACAUCACGUCGUUCAAGUUUUUUUUUAACACGCCUGAAAGUGGCCGUGACCCCUGACCUAUGGAGAUUCACUGCAAGCACGACCCGUUCGCCGCGAUGCACAGGCACGGAGGGGUGAACCAGCUUGGUGGGGUCUUUGUGAACGGGAGGCCGUUACCUGACGUGGUGAGGCAGAGGAUCGUGGAGUUGGCUCACCAAGGUGUAAGGCCGUGCGACAUUUCCCGCCAGCUUCGAGUCAGCCAUGGCUGCGUCAGCAAGAUCCUGGGCAGGUACUACGAGACAGGGAGCAUCAGGCCAGGCGUGAUCGGAGGAUCCAAACCAAAGGUUGCUACACCCAAAGUCGUCGACAAAAUCGCCGAUUACAAACGCCAAAACCCCACCAUGUUUGCCUGGGAGAUACGAGAUCGACUAUUGGCAGAGAGAGUGUGCGACAAUGACAGCGUGCCCAGCGUCAGCUCAAUCAACAGGAUCAUUCGCACUAAAGUCCAGCAGCAGCCUGGCCAAUCAGGAAGCGUCUCUGCGCAUAAUUUAGUCUCCACGGUGGCAGUGACCCAGGUCUCCGCGGUAACCAGCGAUGCCGCAGGCUCCUCUUACUCCAUCAGUGGUAUCCUGGGAAUCAGUUCGGCAGCUGACGCCAGCAAGAGAAAAAGAGAUGAAAAUCUUCAGGAGUCUUCACUGGCAAAUGGCCAUGCCCACACAGGGCGGGACUUCCUGCGCAAGCAGAUGCGGGGCGAGCUCUUCACGCCGCAGCAGCUCGAGGUACUGGACUUCGUGUUCGAUCCUGACAUUUACCCCACUCUUGACACCAACAAGCCCGCCCAGACAGCUGAUUACUCGGCGAUGGCGUCUCUGGCUGGCGGAUUAGAAGACAUGAAGAGCAGCCUGGCCAAUCAGACGGUAACAGAUUUGGGCCCGAGUGUAGCAGGACCUCAGAGUUACUCGCUAGUGUCAGGUCGUGAUUUAGGUAGCACUACGCUUCCAGGUUACCCUCCUCAUGUUCCCCCAGCCGGCCAGGGCAGCUACUCAGCCCCAUCGCUCACAGGAAUGGUGCCUGGGGGUGAGUUCUCGGGCAGUCCAUACUCCCACCCGCAGUAUUCUACAUACAAUGAGUCAUGGAGGUUCACCAAUCCAAGCCUGCUGGUGUUCCAGCAGGAGUACGGUUCUCUUCUAGGCUCAGAAAGAGCAGCUUCUUCAGGCCUUUUUCCCAGCCAGACCACACAACCCGGAGGGUCUCCGUAUUAUUACGGCGCAGCCACGCGGGGUUCAGGACCUGCAGCCACGACUACAGCCAGCGCCUAUGACCGCCACUGAGAGGAGAAGAGGAGUGAAAAAGAGGAGAGGAAGAAAGAGAAAGCGAGGAGAGCUACACAGAGCAAAGGAGAGGAGAGAUGAACAGAAAGGGGGGGUGGGGUGGGAGUGAGACUAAAUCUUUUUUCCACAUCAGUCGCACUAAAGCUUGUCCUUUUAUUCCAGAACUUUUGUGCAGCCACACACACCAAACACACACCAAACACACACACACACACACACACACACACACACACACACACACACACACACACACACACACACACACACACACACACACACACACACACACACACA
Messenger RNA from Tachysurus fulvidraco (yellow catfish), 2576 nucleotides. It is a transcript of the gene pax5, whose product is annotated as paired box 5. The coding region runs from base 1032 to 2282 and encodes 416 amino acids. Gene Ontology annotation, biological process: regulation of transcription by RNA polymerase II; anatomical structure development. The transcript has 11 exons. Gene Ontology annotation, molecular function: RNA polymerase II cis-regulatory region sequence-specific DNA binding; DNA-binding transcription factor activity, RNA polymerase II-specific. The record is from RefSeq and is a predicted model, not a curated record. Lineage: Eukaryota; Metazoa; Chordata; Actinopteri; Siluriformes; Bagridae.